AUGGCUGUGGUAAAGAGCAACAACAGAAAGAAGCAUCAGAGUUACAUUUCAGUUCCUUCACAGAUAAUCAAUUCAAUCUCCCAAUCUUCACUUGAGUCUUUAUUACAACCUCCCCAGAAGAAGCAAGCAAUGCAUUUCUCACAAAACCCAUGUCUUAUUCCUCAAGAAAAGGCUGAAAUUUCGAGUGGUGAAAAAGAUGGGAAAAAUUAUGAGAAUAGUGAGUUUUGGAAGCAGCCUGAUGGGAUGGGUUAUAGGCCGUGUUUGGAUUUCAGUGAGAAAUACAGUAAGGAAAGUGGAGGGAUGAAUCAACAGAGAAAUCAGAUUGUUGAUGCUGUUGUGAUUGCAAGAAUUCUUGGGGCUGCUCUUGUUGUGCCCAUCUUGCAAGUUAAUGUCAUCUGGGGUGAUGAAAGUGAAUUUUCUGAUAUAUUUGAUUUGGAACAUUUCAAGAAUGUUUUGGCAAAUGAUGUUAGAAUAGUUUCGUCACUUCCUUCUACGCAUUUGAUGACAAGGCCGGUCGAGGAGAAAAGAACUCCACUUCAUGCUUCUCCCGAGUGGAUUCGCUCACGCUAUCUUAAGCGGCUUAGGAGGGAUGGAGUAUUACUUUUACGUGGUCUUGAUUCAAGGCUUUCUAAGGAUCUUCCUUCUGAUCUUCAAAAGCUUCGGUGCAAGGUUGCUUUUCAUGCAUUGAGAUUUGCCCCACAUAUCUCAGAAUUUGGUAACAAGCUUACAGAGAGAAUGAAAACUGAGGGACCCUAUCUUGCACUUCAUCUCCGAAUGGAGAAGGAUGUAUGGGUGAGAACAGGCUGUCUUCCGGGUCUAACCCCUGAGUAUGACAAGAUGAUAAAUGAUGAGAGGAGGAGACGACCGGAGCUCUUGACGUCAAGAUCCAACAUGACCUAUCAUGAAAGGAAACUUGCUGGCCUCUGUCCCUUAAAUGCCUUGGAGGUCACACGGCUUCUCAAAGCUUUGGGAGCUCCAAAAGGUACAAGAAUAUAUUGGGCUGGAGGAAUUCCAUUGGGUGGAAAAGAAGCCUUGCUACCAUUGAAAAGAGUAUUUCCGUAUUUGUACAACAAGGAAGACCUUGCCUUGCCGGAAGAGCUUAAACCAUUCGAGAAGAAAGCUUCACUAAUGGCUGCUAUUGAUUAUAUAGUUUCUGAGAAAAGUGACGUAUUCUUGGCAUCACAUGGUGGAAAUAUGGGUCAUGCUAUCCAGGGGCACAGGGCUUAUGCAGGCCUCAAAAAGACCAUCACUCCAAACAAAAGGCAAAUGCUCCCAUACUUCCUGAAUUCUUCUCUCCCUGAAGCAGAGUUCAACAGAAUUAUACUUGACUUGCACCAAGAUUCCUUGGGACAGCCAGAACUCAGAAAUAGCAAAGCAAGACGAGACGUGACAAAGUAUCCCAUCCCAGAAUGCAUGUGCAAUAGUUCCACAAAAGCAGAUGCUUCCAUCUAA
Molecule: messenger RNA, 1452 nt
Organism: Fraxinus pennsylvanica
Lineage: Eukaryota; Viridiplantae; Streptophyta; Magnoliopsida; Lamiales; Oleaceae
Source: the annotation of a GenBank genome assembly